GAGCCCAGGAGAUCAAGGCUGCAGUGAGCUGUGAUCAAACCACUGCACUCCAGCCUGGGCAAGAGAAUGAGACCCUAUUUCAAAAAACCAAGAAAAAAAAUGUUUUUGCUUUCUGAGCUUUUGGAUUUCUGGGUUGAAUUGCAAUUGCUAGAUCAAAGAUCUAGCCUGUGAGCCUGGAGAAUCAGGGCCAAGAAGGACAGGGCGGGCACCCCUCUCCCCAGCAUCCUGCGGACAGCAGGCUCUUCGCCCAGGACUGGCCUAACCUCCGCUGCCUAGCCGUCAUCCCCCUGCAGCCACCCUUCCCAGAGUCCUUUGCCCAGGCCACCCCAGGCUUCUUGGCAGCCCUGCAGGGCCACUAGUCUUCAGGUCUGCCAGGCGGAGGUGGGGAGGAGGUGGGAGGAGGGCGUGCAGAGGCAGCCUGGGCUGGGCCAGAGCUCGGGGUGCUGAGCAUGUGACCAGCUGUGAGCAGAGGCCAGACAUGGCCAGCCCGGGGCUGCUGCUCCUGCUCUUACUGACGGCACUGCCACCGCUGUGGUCCUCCUCACUGCCUGGGCUGGACACUGAUGAAAGUAAAGCCACCAUUGCGGACCUGAUCCUGUCUGCACUGGAGAGAGCCACCGUCUUCCUAGAACAGAGGCUGCCCGAAAUCAACCUGGAUGGCAUGGUGGGGGUCCGGGUGCUGGAAGAGCAGCUAAAAAGUGUCCAGGAGAAGUGGGCCCAGGAGCCCCUGCUGCAGCCACUGAGCCCGCGCAUGGGGACGCUGGGGGAGAAGCUGGAGGCUGCCAUCCAGAGAUCCCUCCACUACCUCAAGCUGAGUGACCCCAAGUACCUAAGAGAGUUCCAGCUGACCCUCCAGCCCGGGUUUUGGAAGCUCCCACAUGCCUGGAUCCACACUGAUGCCUCCUUGGUGUACCCCACGUUCGAGCCCCAGGACUCAUUCUCAGAGGAGAGAAGUGACGCGUGCCUGGUGCAGCUUCUGGGAACCGGGACGGACAGCAGCGAGCCCUGCAGCCUCUCAGACCUCUGCAGGAGCCUCAUGACCAAGCCCGGCUGCUCCGGCUACUGCCUGUCCCACCAACUGCUCUUCUUCCUCUGGGCCAGAAUGAGGGGAUGCACACAGGGGCCAUUCCAACAGAGCCAGGACUAUAUCAGCCUCUUCUGCGCUAACAUGAUGGACCUGAACCGCAGAGCUGAGGCCAUCGGAUAUGCCUACCCUACCCGGGACAUCUUCAUGGAAAACAUCAUGUUCUGUGGAAUGGGCGGCUUCUCCGACUUCUACAAGCUCCGGUGGCUGGAGGCCAUUCUCAGCUGGCAGAAACAGCGGGAAGGAUGCUUCGGGGAGCCUGAUGCUGAAGAUGAAGAAUUAUCUAAAGCUAUUCAAUAUCGGCAGCAUUUUUUGAGGAGAGUGAAGAGGCGAGAAAAACAAUUUUCAGAUUGUGAACGACUUUAGGGCACGGAAGAUGUCUCGCUCCUCUUCAAGUGCCUGGCUCCUACUACACAGCCCGGAACAUAGAAAUGUUUAAAAAAUAUUUGCUGAAUUAAAUAGAAAAAAUGAAGAAAAAGAAAAAAGAGGCACCUGGAAAUGUUUCGUCCAGGUCUUAGCUGGUGGAAGGACCUUGGUCUGUGAGCGUGGUUGAGUCUGGUCUGCCCAGCUGGCAGCCCCCACACCACCCUGCAAGUCCACAUGGGAUGAGGGGCACCCCUAAUGUACCCAACUGGACCUGGGGGCCACCUACCAGACAUGCAGCCUAUGAUAGAAUCUCCUGCCCCUCAGAUCCUCAACGCCAGGUUCUGGAAUGCUGUAAAUGCCCUCCCAGCCCUUUACACAACAGGUACUCUACACAGCACGGACAGAAGAAAUUGAUCCUUUUACGUUUGCAUUUCCUAAGAGUUUUAUAAAAAUGACUUUCGGGCCAGGCACAGUGGCUCACGCCUAUAAUCCUAACACUUUGGGAGGCCAAAGGGGGUGGAUCACUUGUGGUCAGGAGUUCAAGACCAGCCUGGCCAAUAUGGUGAAACCCUGUGUGUAUUAAAAAUACAAAAAUUAGCUGGACUUGUUGGCACGCCCCUGUAAUCCCAGCUACUCAGGAGGCUGAGGCAGGAGAAUCGCUUGAACCUGGGAGGCUGAGGUUGCAGUGAGCCAAAAUCAGCAUUUCAAUCUACACUCCAGCUUAGGCAACAGAGUGAGACUCCGUCUAAAAAUAAAUAAAUAAAUAAAUAAAAAAUAAACUAGCCUGGUGUGGUGGUACACACCUGUAGUCCCAGCUACUCAAGAGGCUGAGGUGGGAGGACUGCUUGAGCCCAAGAAGUUGAGGCUGCAGUGACCUAUAUGAUUGCACCACUGUACUCCAGCCUGGGCAACAGAAUGAGAUCCUGUCUCUAAAUAAUAAUAGAAUUAUAUAACAGAACUUUUUUGGGUGAUAAAAAAAAUCCUAAAACUGGAUAAUGGUGAUGCUGGAAUA
Molecule: messenger RNA, 2462 nt
Organism: Pongo pygmaeus (Bornean orangutan)
Lineage: Eukaryota; Metazoa; Chordata; Mammalia; Primates; Hominidae
Gene: C18H16orf89
Product: chromosome 18 C16orf89 homolog
Exons: 8
Coding region: 479-1450 (323 amino acids)
Cellular component (GO): membrane; cytosol
Source: RefSeq, a predicted model, not a curated record